AAAAAAAAAAAAAAAAAAAAAAAAAAAAAAAAAAAAAAAAUAGGCUUCACAUCUAUGAACGUAGUCAAAACAACUAAGGAUAACAAACAUAGAUGUAAUAAAUAUUAAACUUAUGCGAUUCGUUUUAGUAUAAUUAUCAUUGGGAAAUAUAAAAUCGAUAAGUGAAUAGAGAAGAGAGCGCGAUGCCGGCCAAUAUGAUGGAUGUAAUAUUAAGGUUCAACACUCAAACAGUGGGGCGGGACAGGCUUUUCAGAUUUUUACAAUAUGGAAGUCGACUAGUGUGGUGGUUAUUGGAGAAAUACAGCCAUGAUAAGGAUAAAGUUAGUAAAUUGAAGAAUUUAGAAUAUUCAUUAAGUACAGCUAGAAAAUUAUUUCACCUAGGACGCAGUCUCGAUUCAAUAUACGGAGCACUUAACACCAUCAAUUUGCCAGAUUUGACUUUAAGAUUAACACUCACUCUCUCCAGAAUCAAUAUGGCCCUCUAUCUGUUAGCAGAUAACAUGCUGUGGAUCGGGAGAGUUGGCCUAGCAAAAAUCAACAAAGCAAAGUGGUCCGAAAUUAGUUACAAACUGUGGUAA
Molecule: messenger RNA, 578 nt
Organism: Centruroides sculpturatus (bark scorpion)
Lineage: Eukaryota; Metazoa; Arthropoda; Arachnida; Scorpiones; Buthidae
Product: peroxisomal membrane protein 11A-like
Exons: 3
Coding region: 183-578 (131 amino acids)
Biological process (GO): peroxisome fission; regulation of peroxisome size
Cellular component (GO): peroxisomal membrane
Source: RefSeq, a predicted model, not a curated record